AUGAUUCUGAUCCCAUCACGACCCUCGACGACCGAGGAUGCUGUUGGUCAGCCAGUUCCGGACAGCGCACACCCUGAUUACCUCCAAGGGCCCAUAUCGGCCCGGAGAUUGGGUGUUGUAUUGGAUCAAACGAACGAGUCCCAAUCGACAAGCUGCCGGGAGGUGGCACGGAUCGAUCUUCGGGUCUUCCUCAACACAACGCGGGAGGUGCCAGUGAGAUCCUCGACCUCUCUCGCCUUCCACCGCCUGCAGAAAGAUCAUCGGAACCUCCUCCUGCAGUCUCUUCCGGAGUCCUCUCUUCCGCCUCUGGUGUGCCAUCUGGCAUCCGUCUUCACACUGUGCGUCGAUCCGAAGCACUUCCCUCUUCAGAUGGUCAGUGUCCGUGCCGACACUGAAGAUCCGGCUCCAAUGGAGCCGGCACCUCAUGAAGUCCCAAUUCCAGAGUCAGACGAUGAGGGCGACUCAUACACCUCCCCUAAUACUUCGCCGGUCCUCCUAGCUGAAGACGACAUGCCGUGGCUGGAGGCGAUUGCCUCGUACAAGUGGGAUCUUCAGUCCUUCGAUAUUCGCACAGCGUUCUUGAGUAAUGCCUAUGGAAGGGUCGAUGCCCCGCUUCUUUUCUACAAAGAGCUCAAGGUCAUCGACAACUGCAUGGAGUUCUUGGCUCUGCUGGAUUCGAAUAGGGUUCUGCGUGAAGCACAGGAGUUUCAGAACACAACCGUUACCUUCCAAGCCAUUCCGGCUUCUGAAGUAACUUUCGUCUCCUUCGGAGACGCCUCCUUUGCCAGCAGCCGGUCCACACUCUCUGCCGAAGCUUACGCCGUGCCAAAAUCGGUUGAUCUGUUGGGUUGGGUUCGCUCGUUGUGGGGAUGUAUACAUGUGCCCGCCUAUCCAUGGGAAAGCCCUGAGGUAGGAUUCAAGAUGCUGCACCCUGCCACCAUCGUCACAGACUGUAAGUCUUUGUACGACUUGGUCACUAGAACGGCCCUCCCGUCCUGUGAAGAGCACCGAACCACCCUAGAAGUCCUUCUAAUCCGUCAGCGUUGUCAAGAGCACUGCGCCUUCAGAUGGGUACCUAUCAGCUUGAUGUUAGCUGAUAGUCUAACUAAAGUCAUGAACACUGAGCUGUUAAGACGGGUCCUGUCGUUGGGUCGCUUUAAGUUGCGCGAUGCCAAUGGUUCCCUGGACAAAGCUUCUCACCGUCGUCAAGCCAUCGAAUGGCUUAUGAAAGAGGAACCUCCAAAGGGAGAUUAG
Symbiodinium sp. CCMP2592 is the source of this 1254-nucleotide messenger RNA. Lineage: Eukaryota; Dinophyceae; Suessiales; Symbiodiniaceae. The record is from the annotation of a GenBank genome assembly.